CAUAAAACAUUGCUUAAAGUUAUGGUAAACAAGAAAGAAUAAAUUUGGAGAAUGCAACAACAAGUAGGUGAAAGCCCAUCUUCAGACCAAAAAGACUCUUUCAAUAAUCUGCGAAAAGCUUCUGUUUAAAUCCAUAAACACAUCAAUUUCAGAUUCUUGAAGAAGAUAAAAAACUGAGGUUAAAUAACAGUACCAAGAAUCAAUUUCCUAAGAGAUCUUUCUUAGGAAAUUCACACAAGAUGAAGCUCUUUUUAUGCCUCUGCUUCUUCAUGAUCAUCUUUAGCGCAUGUGAGUUCUAGAUAUUCAUUUUCGCCCGCUAUCUGCAAAGCCACAACUUCUUCUUCUUCUUCUUCUCUGAUUCUUUGUUUGUUAUCACAGCUGCAUAUGAUCCACUGGAUCCCAAUGGGAACAUUACAAUCAAAUGGGAUAUCAUGUCUUGGACAGCAGAUGGCUAUGUGGUAAGAAUCUUCUGCGUGAGUAUGUAUGCGCUUUUGAAACUUGCACAAACUCUCAUCAUCUCUGCAUUUUUGCAGGCGACGGUAACUAUGAACAACUUCCAAAUGUACCGGCACAUACAAAACCCGGGUUGGACAUUGGGUUGGGCAUGGGCGAAGAAAGAAGUGAUUUGGUCAAUGGUUGGUGCGCAGACAACAGAGCAAGGAGACUGUUCCAAGUUCAAGGGAAACGUACCUCACUGCUGUAAGAAAACCCCGACAGUCGUUGAUCUCUUGCCAAAUGUCCCUUACAACCAACAGUUCUCAAACUGCUGCAAAGGCGGUGUAGUUGGAGCUUGGGGUCAAGAUCCAUCAUCCGCUGUAUCACAGUUUCAGGUUAGUGUUGGUCUGGCCGGAACUACAAACAAGACUGUCAAGCUUCCUAAGAACUUCACACUGCUUGGUCCCGGGCCUGGUUACACUUGCGGUCCUGCCAAAAUCGUGCCAUCUACCGUUUUUCUCACGACUGACAAACGGAGAAAAACACAAGCUUUGAUGACAUGGAACGUUACCUGCACCUACUCACAGUUUCUAGCGAGAAAGCAUCCAAGCUGUUGCGUCUCCUUCUCUUCUUUCUACAACGACACCAUAACUCCUUGCCCGUCUUGUGCAUGUGGUUGCGAAAACAAAAGGAGCUGCGUCAAGGCUGAUUCUAAGAUUCUAACCAAGAAAGGUGUCAACACACCGAGAAAAGACAACGCUCCUUUGCUACAAUGCACACAUCAUAUGUGCCCCGUUAGAGUUCACUGGCAUGUUAAGGUUAACUAUAAAGAGUAUUGGCGUGUGAAGAUAGCCAUCACUAAUUUCAAUUACCGGAUGAAUCAUACACUAUGGACUUUAGCAGUUCAACACCCAAAUCUCAACAAUGUCACUCAAGUUUUCAGCUUUGAUUACAAAUCAGUUGCUCCUUAUGGAUCCAUAAAUGAUACUGGGAUGUUCUUUGGAACGAAAUUUUACAAUGAUCUCUUGAUGGAAGCUGGGCCUUCAGGGAAUGUUCAAUCAGAGGUUUUGCUGCAGAAAGAUCAAAAGACUUUUACUUUCAAGCAAGGUUGGGCUUUCCCUAGAAAAGUUUACUUUAAUGGCGAUGAAUGUAUGUUACCUCCACCAGAUUCAUACCCUUUUCUGCCAAACUCUGCACGAGGAAACUUCGCUUCUCUCUCGACACUAUCACUCACGAUUCUUCUUCUUCUUUUCGUCUCAAUCUGGUGAUUCGAUCUGAUCCUUCUGGGUUUCAGAAACAGUACCAGAAACUGUCUUUUUUGUCUUUUACUUUUGGUAAAUUUGAAGAACAAAAACGGGUUUUUGUAAGAGAAAAUGAUUAGAGUAUGUGUGUACUUCCUGAUCGUUUCAACGCCAUUUGCUUUGGUUUACUCAUGUGAAAGUGAAACAUUGACUGAGGAAGAUGAAAGAACGAGGCUAUAAUAGUUGACUACUAACAUAUUAAAUUGGGCCCAUAAAAACUCAUUAUACUAUCGGCCCAAAUUUAGUCCUCCUUUGUUUAUUUUUGAUACUUACGUGUGUAUAACGGCGUUAUUAUAUUCGUUGGUCCGAAAAGGUGAAAGGUCAAAAACGGCGUUUUGUUUGAGGAAGCAACUUUUUUGUUGGAAGAUAUUUCUUCGAAAUAUAUUUAAUUUUUUUUUGUAGUGAAUUGUAAAAUGAAUAAUAUAUAUUUGUGAAAUAAAAUAUUUGCGAGCCAGUCGCCCACCCGAUUUAACGCCCAUUGAUUGAAAACUUCGCGGAGCAAACGCUAAAGUUUGGGUUGAAAACGCGUCUGCGUUUUUAAAUUCUCCUAUGUGUGUGUGAAAAGUAUUUUCAUCUCCUGACGAAUUCCAUCAUAGUUUGUUGAAUUUGCCUCCAAGAAAUCUGCAAAUAGAAUUCUCAUUUCGCCGUCAUCUACUGGGUUUCGCUUGAUGCAGAUGUCUUCCUGAGUCGUCGGGAGAUUAGGUAAUUUCGCCUCGAACUCAGUCUCGCCGCAUCCGUGAGAGUCAUGAACACGCCGCCGACUUCUCGUGUCGCAUCUUUUGGACAGACGGAGAUUAACUGGGACAAGCUUGACAAAAAGAGGUUUUACGUUGUUGGAGCUGGCCUCUUCACUGGUGUUACAGUAGCUCUGUACCCAGUUUCCGUUGUGAAAACAAGGCUUCAAGUUGCUUCUAAAGAAAUCGCUGAGAGAAGUGCCUUCUCUGUGAUCAAAGGAUUACUGAAGAACGACGGUGUUCCUGGUCUGUACCGAGGUUUUGGUACUGUAAUUACAGGUGCAGUUCCGGCAAGGAUCAUAUUUCUCACUGCUCUGGAGACCACAAAGAUUUCUGCUUUCAAGUUGGUUGCACCUUUCGAGUUAAACGAACCUACACAAGCCGCCAUCGCGAAUGGCAUAGCCGGCAUGACAGCAUCUCUCUUCUCACAGGCCGUGUUUGUCCCAAUCGAUGUUGUUAGCCAAAAGUUGAUGGUGCAAGGAUACUCAGGUCAUGCUACUUAUACUGGUGGCAUUGAUGUUGCCACAAAAAUCAUCAAGUCAUAUGGCGUAAGGGGAUUAUACAGGGGAUUUGGCUUGUCUGUUAUGACCUAUUCUCCUUCAAGUGCUGCUUGGUGGGCCAGCUAUGGUUCAAGCCAGCGUGUUAUCUGGAGAUUCUUAGGCUAUGGGAGUGACUCGGAGGCCACUGCUGCUCCUAGUCAGUCAAAAAUUGUUCUCGUCCAGGCUAUUGGAGGAAUUAUCGCCGGCGCAACAGCUUCCUCAAUCACAACACCAUUGGACACAAUCAAAACGCGACUGCAGGUCAUGGGACACCAAGAAAAUAGACCUUCAGCGAAACAAGUGGUGAAGGAUCUGAUAGCACAAGAUGGGUGGAAAGGCUUCUAUAGGGGAUUGGGUCCAAGAUUCUUCAGCAUGUCGGCUUGGGGAACCUCAAUGAUAUUGACAUACGAAUACCUAAAGCGUCUGUGUGCAAUAGAAGAUUAGAAAAAAGCCUCCUCACUACUAUUCGUUGGUUUUUCUCCUUCGACUAACUCGAAUAGACGCAUAAACCCCCAAUUCAAAUCUUCGGUUAUUGGGAGCUUCCCUUUUAACAAUCGGACCAUUCUUUCAGCUCUGAAGUCUGAGUUCCGUUAUUGUAAUCAUUCUUUCAACUUUGCUUAUUGGAGUGUAUUCUUACAGCAGAAGAAUAUUCGAGAUUGUGCUCUUCUGCUUUAUUAGCUCCUGAGUGUUAAGAAGCUUCAAAACUAUGAAAAGUGCACUUUAAGUGGCCUUUGGAAUCCCAUUUUGCUAUCACUUCACCAUAUCUUACGAUCAUAUGUAGUGUAUGUGACUAUGUGUAUGCAUAACAUCCAAAAUCGAAUCUAGUUUUGAAUGAAGUGGCUUCUCAUUAGCAUUAGUAUC
Messenger RNA from Thlaspi arvense, 3870 nucleotides. NCBI's taxonomy places the organism in Eukaryota, Viridiplantae, Streptophyta, Magnoliopsida, Brassicales, Brassicaceae. The record is from the annotation of a GenBank genome assembly.